ACAGUGACAGUUCAUUCAUUUAAUUUGAGGAGAAUCUUCAAAAAUAAAAAUAAUCUGUAAUAAUCCCGAAAAUCCCGCAGAGUUUUAAUCGUUUUUCAGUGAAAAAUCUAAGAAAAUAAUAUUUUCAGCAUGACAGCACCAAGAGCUGCCGGUGAUUCGAACAGAAACAGAAAUUUGGCGUAUAAAGACAAAAGUAAACCCGCAGAUGUCCGUUCCAGUAAUAUAAAUGCCGCAAAAGCCGUUUGCGAUGCUAUUAGAACUAGUUUGGGGCCCAGGGGUAUGGAUAAGAUGAUCCAGGCCUCUAACGGCGAGGUGACAAUUACAAAUGAUGGAGCAACAAUCUUAAAACAAAUGAAUGUAAUUCAUCCAGCUGCAAAAAUGCUGGUCGAACUGUCAAGGGCUCAAGAUGUAGAAGCUGGAGAUGGUACAACAUCUGUUGUGGUUAUUGCUGGAGCCCUUCUUGAUGCUGCUCAGAAGCUUUUGUACAGAGGUAUCCAUCCCACGGCAAUCUCAGAAUCGUUCCAACGCGCAUCCACCCACGCACUACAAAUCCUGAACAGCAUCGCUACACCCGUAGAACUGAGCAACCGCGAACAACUUAUCAAGAGCGCUUCAACCUCUUUAAAUUCUAAAGUAGUGUCUCAGCAGUCCAGUCAGCUCGCUCCAUUAGCAGUAGACGCUGUAUUAAAAGUAGUUGAACCUGGAAGAGAAAUGGCAGUGAAUCUCGCCGAUAUCAAAGUAUUAAAGCAACUCGGUGGCACAGUGGAAGACACAGAACUGAUUAAUGGUUUGGUGUUUCCACAAAAACUCGCCAACGUCUCGGGACCCAAGAGGCUGGAAAAGGUUAAAAUUGGCUUAAUUCAAUUUUGUAUUUCCCCACCUAAAACUGAUAUGGAUCACAGUAUUGUUGUCUCAGAUUACUCCGCGAUGGAUCGUGUGCUCAAAGAAGAACGCGCCUACAUCCUUAACAUUGUCAAGCAAAUAAAGAAAGCCGGGUGCAAUUUAUUGUUGGUGCAAAAAUCGAUUUUGCGCGACGCCGUUUCCGACUUGGCCAUCCACUUUUUGGAUAAAAUCAAGUGUAUGGUGAUCAAGGAUAUUGAACGGGAAGAUAUCGAAUUUGUGUGUAAAACCUUAGGGUGUCGUCCCAUCGCCUCAUUGGACCAUUUCGUUCCGGAGAACCUGGUAAACGCCGACCUGGUAGAAGAAGUUGGUUUUGGUGGAAAUCGUAUGGUCAGAGUUACCGGCAUUCAAAAUCCAGGACGCACUGUUACACUUUUAGUCCGUGGAUCCAACAAAUUGGUUUUGGAAGAAGCGGAGAGGAGUAUUCAUGAUGCUCUGUGCGUUAUCAGAUGUCUAGUGCGUAAUAAGGCGGUAAUUGCGGGAGGCGGGGCUCCAGAAACCGAAUUAGCCUUAAGACUGGCUGCUUUAUCGGACAAAAUGGAGGGCAUAGACGCCAUUUGUCUUAGGGCAUACGCAACUGCGUUGGAAAUUAUACCGUUUACAUUGGCAGAGAAUGCUGGACUUAAUCCAAUUCAAACUGUAACUGAAUUGAGGAACCGACAUGCCAAAGGUGAAGUGUCUGCCGGAAUAAAUGUUCGGAAGGGAUGCAUUUCGGAUAUAUUGGAAGAAAAUGUCGUUCAACCCUUGUUGGUUUCUACUUCUGCUUUGUCAUUCGCAACAGAAACUGUUAGGUCUAUUCUAAAGAUUGAUGAUAUUAUCAAUACAAUGACAUAAAAAUAUUCUUUAAUGUUUAUAGUCUCUAGUAUUAUUAACAAUUUUAAUUAUAUUAUUUUCUUGGCUUUGUUUCGAAAUAACUUGCUUGUAACGCAAACUCACCGUUUAUAAUUUAUAACAUUCUUUGUUUCGAUUGGCACAGCUGCCAUUAUACCUUUUGAUAAAGAAAAAAAUAAAAUAUUCGUCAGUUUAACCACAA
Messenger RNA from Anthonomus grandis grandis, 1933 nucleotides. RefSeq names its product T-complex protein 1 subunit delta (gene CCT4). Bases 130 to 1734 code for a protein of 534 amino acids. The record is from RefSeq and is a predicted model, not a curated record. The transcript has 3 exons. Lineage: Eukaryota; Metazoa; Arthropoda; Insecta; Coleoptera; Curculionidae. Gene Ontology annotation, cellular component: chaperonin-containing T-complex. Gene Ontology annotation, biological process: protein folding. Gene Ontology annotation, molecular function: ATP-dependent protein folding chaperone; ATP hydrolysis activity; ATP binding.